Pocillopora meandrina is the source of this 3000-nucleotide messenger RNA. The record is from the annotation of a GenBank genome assembly. NCBI's taxonomy places the organism in Eukaryota, Metazoa, Cnidaria, Anthozoa, Scleractinia, Pocilloporidae.
AUGGUGGCCAAGCGCAUCCUAAUAACUUGUACGUUUUUUUUUCUUUCCAAUAACAGACUCUGUUGCGAGAUGUUUUUUGACGAGAGACUACGUGGACCUCAACCUAUAGAUUCCUCUGCUCAUCAAGAUCUCAUCGCCGCAGAAGACCUUUACAGCCCGGCUUUUCCGAUCGACGACUUGUGGAAGAAAUUCACACUUCCAACGCCACCCUAUUCUCCAGAGAACUACUUACCCCAGACUAAGCGCAACUUUGUUAUUCCACCAAGAAGGAAUGGCCUUCAAGUCGUUCCCGAACCGGAAGAUCUGUCGUCGGACCUACCCUUGGUUUUGUCCGACGCAGAGAUGGAACGCCUGACCUGUAGCACAAUAGAUGACGAAUAUAUUUGGCCGGCUGGUGAGAACGACUUCGAUAGAGUUGAAUCGCAGAGGUUUCAGGGGAAUCGAGUAGUUCAUUCGGCGGCAUGCGUCAACGAACCAAGCGCUGAAAUGGCGACUGAACAUCAAAUGAUGCGAGAUUUGUCUCCAUUUGUCACUGCGAUUCCAAGUCAAGAUUCCGCGCUUGGUCUACCGCAGGUUGAGAGAUGGCACUCGCAGUUCUCUGGUAAAUAUCACGCUUAUUUCGCGUAGAUACCAAGAAUUAACUUUGCGAUGUGUGAGUUAAAGUAUGUCUUGUAGCCCUUUGCGAUCGAGACGUGUAAUUUCACUUUCGAAAUGUAUAGCAAGUUGCACCUCGCGAAAGACCUUUCAUUGACUUUACAGCGCUUUAAACUUAGUUUCGUUUAGUUUCACAAUCGGGAAUAAUGAGAUCAUUUACUUUGCUUUUGUCGCUUGUGAAUGAAGAAAAAGGGGAGCGUGCGACGCAUUUUCUCUGUUCUUUAAGCCAUUUUCCGGCCCUCAAGUCUGGUAACUAGAAACAGAGUUGGCUGUACAUCUUAAAAAUCUGAGCAAGUGAUGAAUGUUGAUCACAGGACUUCGCUAUUAAUUGAGUGUUUAAAAUGCACGCUUUGUGGUUUUAAAGACGAAAGUUUUAUAACUACUUGGUUUUGUUUAUAAGUUGUUUUUAGAUUUUUAGUUCACACUUUGGCGCGUUUUUCAGUAAACUUUGAUUCAAUUGUCAAAAUUACUUUCGCGAUCCUGGGACGCUUUCAAGUGAUUUGACGUUCGAAAAAUAACUUUACAAAGGCUUGAAUCAAAAUUAGUGUCUUUGAACAUCUGAUAUUUUCUUUUUGUCAAACAGAAUACACAAUCUGCCUUAUGACAAGCCGGCUUAUGACUGGCCCUGUGCUAAUUAAAUCUUUUUUAUUUCGAAAACAGAAACGCUCUGAACAAUGGUUUCAAGCAGUUGAAAAGACUCGUUUUGAUUCAAGAUAAAAUAAAAGUUUGCAAUUCCACUAUUAAUUAGUCGGAGAGUAUCAAAACUCUUAUUUGCAAACCCUAGGAGUAAAUUAACGUUUACAACCUAGCUUGGAGAGGUAGCAAUAGAACUCAGUUGAAAUUCGAUUUAAUUUGUAAACUCUACUUUAUUGUGCCGUGUAAUUUGACUAAUUCUGCGUAAUUUUCUUUUCGUUGCAGUGGAAAAUCCGGCAUUGAGACUAAAUCAACCCCCAAGCGAGGAAUUUGUAACUCAUCGGCUUGACUGCACGGUAUCGAAGAAACCGCGCAAAUCUCGAAGAUCAAGUCGCCAAGAUUCACCGCCAAUGGAGGGCGAUGACUCUGAAGACAACGAAACAAGCAGAGCAACUCAUAAUGUCUUAGAACGACAGAGAAGGGAGGAUUUAAAAUGUCGUUUUCAAUUUCUUAGGGACAGCAUACCAGAGCUCGAAGAUAAUGAUAGAGCAUCUAAAGUUUUAAUCUUAAAAAAAGCGCGGGAAUACGUACAUCAGUUAUUCUUAGAAGAGGAACGUUUACUUGCUGAUAAAGAGUUAGAGCGGCAGAGGAGACUGAUUCUCCUUGACCGCCUUAGUUGUUUACGGCAAGGUUAUGGUGUAAUGUAGAGGAUUUCAAAGUUAACUUCUGUUAACUGUAAACUUUAGGCUACAGUUUUUUUUUAAGAAGAAUUAUUCUACAAGUCGAGGAAAAAAAUCGCAUUUUGUUCAUUCAUGAAAUAGGAUUUUUGUAUGCUACAGUUUAAUGUUGCCAUUUGCCGUGCAACGGAUGUCAAAAGUUAAUACUCAGAUUAAUUCGCGUUUUAUAACUACAGAAUUAACUUGAUUGAUAUAAAUAUAUUAUGUAGCCAUUCACAGCCGAGGUAUUAAAUUAUUAAGCAGGAGUAGAAUUCUGGGGUUAAAAUAUCUCUAGUCUUUGAUACUCUUGCAGAGGCAAAUCCAAACUCGAACAUUAGAACAUUUCAAUCGAUAAAACGGUUUCAAACUUCACCUCUAAGUCAAUUUUUAAAUUAAAUUGUGUAACUUUGUUUUCCAUUUUUGCUAGUCGACGUAUUACUCAAAGUAAUUUUUCACAUAAAAAUUUCCAGUAAAUUUAAGAGACUCUGAUUUUACAGCAAAGUCAUCUUAGAAACUGAACUUGAUAUCUCAGGAUAUUUUGUUUUCAAGUAAAAUCUGCAACGAGUAUAAACUGAAAAAAAAUUACAAACAGAACACAAACAGUCGUUCGUUUUUCAAGCAACAUAUCCUAACAUGGAAAAUUCAGGAACGGCGCGGAUCAUAAACAUAAGUUUCUCCGUCAAUAUCUGAAGUUUAGCCAUGUUAAAACUUCUGUGAGAAAGCUUUCGUUUUUGCUCGCAAUCAAAUGCCACGUAAAUUCAGUUUUGAGAAGUUCUAAAAGAGUUUCUCCAUAUUUGUACAAAGGAAUUACGACAAACUAUUGCUGUGAACAGCGAAAAAUGUAUGAAGAUAUUUUUUGUCGAAGUCAGUGGUGGUUAGUUUCAUGUCUCACGGAGGUUUCAGAUUAUUCAGCUUAACUAGCAUGUAAUCUGUACAUGAAACAAUUUUUGUAAUGAAAACGUUUAUGCCUUGAAAAAUAAAUAGGCUUGGAAAUGUG